Molecule: messenger RNA, 1125 nt
Organism: Westerdykella ornata
Lineage: Eukaryota; Fungi; Ascomycota; Dothideomycetes; Pleosporales; Sporormiaceae
Product: alpha/beta-hydrolase
Exons: 1
Coding region: 1-1125 (374 amino acids)
Molecular function (GO): hydrolase activity
Source: RefSeq, a predicted model, not a curated record
AUGAAUCGAGAGCUUAGGUGCGAGCUCCCAAUCUUGGGGGAUGAGAACAAGCGCAAGGCGUUGUUCGACGAGUUCGGGACUGUGUGUAUUAGGAUCCAAAACUCCGCAACCAAAUCCAGACUUGAAGUCGACAUUCUUGUCCCGAAUACUGUUAUUUGCGGCGAGACUCCUCUCAGUGAACAAACUCCCGUCCACGUACGGUUCCACGGGGGUGGCUUCUUUACUGGAGCUCCUUUAUAUAAGCCGUGGUGGGGAUAUCACGUUCGUGACCUCUUUCUGGACGCUGGAGCAGUGACCUUGAGCCCGAGAUAUCGCAAGAUGCCCGAUGUCCACGGUAAAGAGAUACUGGAAGAUGUCGACACGUUCUGGGCCUGGUAUCAGGGUGACGAAUUCUCGAAAGACCUUAGCAAUGCCUUCAUUGAUUUAGGAGCACAGAAGUUUAACUGCAUGGUGCAAAUCAACAAGUCUCAAUUGCUCAUAUCGGGCGAAAGCGCUGGAGGAUUCCUGGCCGCAUACUCCUGGUUGCCUCAACCCAGCCUUCAAAUCAACGCACUGUACAUGCAAUACCCCAUGCUUUGUCAGUACACGCGUAAUGCUGGGAACCCAUAUAGAGGGAGAGCAAUAUCGAAAGAAGACGUGCAAAAACUGGCCAAGAAACACUUACGGGACAUCGAGAAGUUAGAGAAAGCGGGCCAGCUGCAGUCCCGCACUGCCUCAGACCCUCCAGAGGGGAUGGAUAUGGCGUAUGUUUUUUCCUCCGCUAAGAAGACGGUCAACGGCAAGCGGAUUUCACCCUGGGAGUACUGGUUUCGCGAACUGGACAUUCUUCAGCGUCUCGAUCGCAUCGCCGCAAACGAUACACGAUAUCCUCGUCCAUCUUACUGCCCUGACACAUUCAUAUCGCAUGGAGAUCAAGACACGAAUUGCCCUUUGAAAGACACGUCGAAGCCGUAUCAGGAGAAAGUGCUCCGAAUGUUUCCGAAUGCGAAAGUCCACAUCGAAGUACGAGCAGAUGCAGCUCAUGCAUUUGACUACGAUAUUGACAUCAAGGACAAGGGCACCGAGUGGCUUUUGGCCUUGUAUGAGAAUAUCAAAGAGGCUUGGCUCAAGCCUGCCGGGGAGUAG